Messenger RNA from Aspergillus aculeatus ATCC 16872, 987 nucleotides. RefSeq lists its product as uncharacterized. The transcript has a single exon. Bases 1 to 987 code for a protein of 328 amino acids. NCBI's taxonomy places the organism in Eukaryota, Fungi, Ascomycota, Eurotiomycetes, Eurotiales, Aspergillaceae. The record is from RefSeq and is a predicted model, not a curated record.
AUGUGGGACUCUCUCUCCAACCCACCGGAGGGCCUCAUCGGAGGUUACCAAGGGUCCAGCCUCGUGAUCAAGAUUUUGAUGGCUGUCUUCAGUGCCAUUGCCCUUUACAAUGCAGUCGAACUCGUUAUUCUCAUCUUCCUCACUUUCACUCGCUACAGCGGACUCUACUUUUGGAGCAUGCUUCUGUCCGACGUACUCGGGGUCAUUCCCCACGCGGUUGGUUAUUUGCUGGAAUUUUUCGCGGUGGGUCCAUUGUGGUUCGCGGUCACUCUUUCGACAAUCGGUUUCUACUUUAUGGUGCCUGGCCAAUCCAUUGUGUUGUAUUCUCGUCUUCAUCUGGUGGUACAAAGCCAAACGACCCUUCGACGUGUUCUCGCCAUGAUCAUCAUUGAUGCAAUUAUCCUCCUCAUUCCUACGACUGUCCUUACCUAUAGCACUAUUUACAUUGGCUCCACGGCGAUCAUCAGAGGGUACAAUGUGAUGGAGCGAAUGCAGCUGGCCUGGUUUUGCGCUCAGGAAAUUCUCAUCUCCGGUAUCUACAUCGUUGAAACAAUCAAUUUACUCCGGUUGCGGCCCGAAAAGGAUCCGCAACGGCACAAGAGCAUGUACGAGCUGAUUGCGAUCAAUAUGGUCAUUGUCUUGUUGGAUGUGUCCCUCCUCGUGCUGGAGUAUGUGGGACUGUACACCCUCCAGACCACGCUCAAGGCCGCUGUCUACAGCGUCAAACUGAAGCUGGAGUUUGGAGUAUUGCGAAAACUCGUCUCGCUCGUCAACACCCGCCCGUCAGAAUCCAGCUCGACCGACCAGGAUGACUUCCCGAACUUCGUGGACCCAGAGCAGAUCACGGGCGAUGUCACGCGAGCAGCUCCGCCCAGCGCGCACACGCAGUCGCGAUAUCCCUGGACAGCCCUUUCCAUGGACAGCCUGGCUUUGUCCGAGCGUAGAAGGCCCUUGUCGCAGUCAUCGGAGGCUCCCCGGCCUCCUUAA